Molecule: messenger RNA, 5044 nt
Organism: Neurospora crassa OR74A
Lineage: Eukaryota; Fungi; Ascomycota; Sordariomycetes; Sordariales; Sordariaceae
Exons: 4
Coding region: 401-4219 (1272 amino acids)
Source: RefSeq, a predicted model, not a curated record
CCCUACCGAAACUCUACCUACCUCUACCUACCUCACCCUCACAACGAGCCACCACACAACCUCAACGUCUCCCGUUGGCGUUUCCUUCCUCACCUCCUUACCUACCUAGAGGUACAUUUUCCCUUUCGUCCCCUCCCAACGACACGGCAAACAACGAGGAUCCGCACUCAACAUUACCUCUACCUACAUUGUACAGUAGUACCAAGUCUAGAGACUCGACACUCAGCUGCCUGCUUUCUGUCCCCAAAACGACAUCAAGGAGGGUCUACCAUCGACUUACCCCACACGACAAACGACGUCUUUCUUUAAUCUCGAGAUACCCUGGCGCAUUACGCGAGCCCUUGCGAUUCCAAUCCCCCACCCCUCGUCGUGUCGACUAUCACCCGAAAUCUCACAGCGUAUGAUGGCCGCUGAGGUAGCAAAGGACCGAUCUGAUGAUGCAACACACGUAACUUCCGAGGCCGAGCCUACGAUCAAGAUCGAUGCUCCGGACGCGCAGAAUGCUCCACUCGACCAGUCGCAAUUAACAGGCGAAAGUGCCACCCCCCCUGCUGCUACGGAAGAGAUCGAGAAUAAGCACAUCUCCGACAUCGCGAAUGAAGUGGUAACCUCGGCCGAGGUCAGUGUUAGCGGAGGAUCCGAUAACGAAGCCACCAAGAGCAAGGACGACAAGCCCCGCAGUUCGUCGACCGUUAAGAAGCCCAUUGCCUUCAAGGCCAUCAAUGUCAACCAAAAAUUUCUCACCACAAAGGCCACUACGCCGGCCGCCCCGGCCAAGGUCGCCGAGAAGCCUGCAGCGACAACGACUCUCAGCUCUACACCUGGAAGUCUGACCCCGCGGCCCAGGCUCAUUGCAAAGACGGGAAGCGGGUCAGUCAAGUCGGCCACCGGCGCUAAUGGCAAAACGGGCAGUGCGCCAGAUCCAAAUGCCGUGUGGAAUAAGAACAGACCUGUCCCACCUCCCGAGCCGAAAAAGUAUACCGACGAGGAAUUAAAGAAAUAUGGAAUUCACAUGGCGAGCCGUCUCCAACCCGAAGACACCACCAAGGGUCAGGCGAAUUGGGCCGAUAUUGACGAUGACGACGAAGAUUGGGCACCGGAAACAAUCACAUGGAAGGAUGGCACUAAGAUUGCUAUCCCACAUACCGAAGAGCAACCCCCGGCACCCCCCACGCCAGCGCCAGCGCCAGCGCCCGAACCGGAACCCGUUCCAAAACCUGUCGAAGCCAUCAAGGAAAGUGUGGCUGCGGAGAAACCGAAAUCACCUGCCCCAGGCCACGCAUCAUCACCUGCCCCAGGCCAUGCGUCUGUCAUUAAGCCUGGGGUUCUGGGGUCUGGAAAAGGUCUUAUACUCAAGGGUGCCCCCGAGAAGCCUACCCUCGUCGCAAAGCCCCCGCCCCCGCCAGCGCCCGUCAAAUCACCCUGGGCACCGAUACCAAAGGUGGAGAAAGUUUCUCCCAUGGUUGUUGAACCGCCGCCGCCGCCGCCGAAUCACCAUGCACCGAGGUAUCCCCCGAGAGAUGGGCCGCAAUAUACUGGUUUUCCUCCUGCGGGGCCGAAGGAAAUCGCCGCAGAUGAUUUCAGCAGAGGACCGUGGAGAGACGGGCCAGGUGGAAACAGAGAGCUAUAUAAUUCACAUUCUGGACGCUACGAACCUGUUCAGGACCGCCGCGGAUCGAUGCGCCCAGAGCCGCAGUACCGUGACGGCAGACAGCCUUCUGUCUUGCAACGCCCUGCCCACAACGAUCACCACCACGGCCCAGCCGAACCCUCUGCCGCUUUCCAAACACACAGGACUAGCGAUCAACAUGUACCCUACGGCCACGGCCGUAGACGCGGCUCGUCCAACGUUAGUGGCGUUAGCAGCGGCUUCUUGAACCGUACCAAGGGCUUUGAACAGCCAUUACAACCACCCGAAAUUCUCAACGCCAGGCGCGAAUCUAUGACGGCCGGUAGUGACGGUCCUGGGUCGCCGAGGAACUUUUCGCCUUCUGGCUUGCAGCACGGGCCCCGUCACCCCCACCCUCACCCUCACCCGCACCCUCACCCUCACCCGCACCACCAGGGUUGGCCUCCACGGGUUUCUCCAGCCGUGAGUCACGCAGUACCGGCACCGCAUCAUCAUCACGGUCCCGAUAUGGUUGGGGUGCCCCCAGUUGGGAUGCCUCCAGUUGGCCCGCCGCCACCUGUUCAGGAACAAGUGCCGUUGGUUACGGAUCAAGAGAUUGAGCUGCAGAAGAGGUUGAUGCGUGAGAAGGUAGAGGCGGCUCGGAAACGGCGCAUGGAAGAAGAAGAGCGCGAGAAGGCAGCUCGCGAGGAGCGUAUCCGGCUCAAAUUGCAGGCGCUAGGUCCUGCCCCCGAAUCCAACAGUGCCAAGAAGGCUGCAGCGAAGGAGCAACCUGCUUCUACUAUUACGGAAGGUGCCGCCCAGACAGGUACGGCGACUGACGAGAAGGCCGAGGUGAAAACGCCGCCUACCACUCAACCGGAAAAAGCUGAACAGCCACCAAACGGUGUGCCUCCACAAAUCCUACCGGACUCUGAGCCCCUCGAAAGCCGCCAGCCUCUUUGGUCUAAGCAACAACAGCAAGGGCGGUACACGGCUACUACUUGGGGUUCGCAGACAUCCAAGAACGUCUGGGGUCCUCCUACCAACAACCGUACUCUAGGAAACGGUACCUUUAACCCCGACCUAGGCACAUCCCCUCCCCCGGUUUCGAACAAGCCCGGGCCAGGCCCAAUUGCACCCCCAAGCCGCACUACCGCCACUAUGGCCACCAAGACUAAUCUGUUCCCCGACGGUGCUCCCGCUCGGCUGCCGCCCAUUGCCCCUCCCAAUCACUCCAAUGCGUCCACCGGUACCGGUACUUUAUCUGCAGGUGAACGACAGGCCAAGGCAAAUCAAUGGGUCAGUGCUGCGCGCCUCAACGACGAGGCUUUCGAGACUAUGCUCAAGGAUCGAUUUGCUGAGCAAGAUCGUCGCCGGGCUGAAAAGGGGCUCACGGCUGAAGACAUCCAGCCUGUGGUCAAGGAUGUCUGGCGUCCAACCAAGCUUGACGAGAACGGUAUGAGGAUCGAGGCUGGUCCCCGACAGACCGUCCGGGUUGGCAAGGAGAACCCGUGGGCUGCCUCUCAGCCUUCUCAGCAGACACAACCCCCGGCCGCGAAUACAUCUAUGCUCGGUAAUGGCGGCGCAGCACCACGAACCUCAUCCAGGUUCUUUCCUAGUCGCCAGCAGACCAUCGCUGCUGCGGAAUACCAACGCCCUCAUUCCCCUUCGCCUCCUCCCCCCGAUACGGAGACGACGGGACAUCCGGCAUUCGACGGCGAUGUCAAGCACCCCCACGUCUGCAUUCCUACGCCCAGGCCCCAAGUUCGCCUACCACCCCCCUCUCAGGCGAGAGAGGAACCAAAGGUACAACAUCCAGAGGCUCCCAAGCCGCCAGGUCCGUCCUUCUCGUGGGCUAACACGGUUGCGUACAAGGGCGAGGAGCGUUCACCAGCACCCAACCCGGGUAGUCCCUGGCAAGCUCGGAUCGACAAUCUGCUCGGAGCUCGUAAGCCUUCCCAGACACAGCAGAAGCCAGCUGCGGGAGUGGACUCGACGAGCCGCGCUGCCUAUGAGCACCCAGAGACGUCUGUUACGGUGUCGCUUACCGCCGCUAUGAUCGCCGAAGCAUCUCCUACAACGAAGGACAUGGAUGAGGACUGCUUUGAGGAACAGGAGAUGGGUUCCUUGCCUACUGUCCGGAUUCCUACUGAGCUUCCGGAGAUGGCCUGGUCGCCUACAUCCGCACCGCCACCCAAGCCUCUCCAUCGCAAGUUCUUCCCCCUGACGACCAGCGCCGAGCCCAUCCGUAUUGACACCAGCUCAAACGGAAUCGGCAGCGUCAUUCGCAUUGCAUUUCCCGGGACUGACCGGCACCCGCCCUUCGUCACCGCGGUGACUAUUCCUUUCAGCAGGACUCGCAGCAACCCUCGUCGUGGCGGCGGCACAUCACGCGGCGGUCGCCAUCCCGCGGCACCUCACAACCAGCGCGGCAUGCCUGGAGGUCGUGGCAGUAGUAGAGACGCUGCUUCACCCAAUGACCAAGGACCCACCGGCCCUCCUACCGGACCUAACGGGUCGCACCAGCAGAGUAGGGGCCGAGGUGGUGGCUACAGGGGUAGGGAUAGUGCCUGGUCGAGGAGUGCGCCAACCGCUAUUCAGACUUCCUAGAACGGGGUCCGGUUGCUUACGAGGCAGAAAUCGCGAGAGCCAACAGUCGAUUCCUGGGUUGAGAAUCAUGAGGCCGGCUCGGAUACCUGUCUGAAGGAGAAGAAACCAUAACAUCCGGAAACUGGCGAGGCAGUUGUCUGUUUCUCUGGCUUGUCCGAGCGGCAAGAAACCGAAGGCCAACAAAGUGAGAACGGUUACGUUGUAAGCACAUAUUUUAUUUCGGUCUGGAAGUUGGUCGGCAUGGUAUGUACCCAACUGUACUUGACUUGCGUUCAAGAUCGGUUACAGAUCGAAUUUUGUGUUAUGGAAUCAGCCAAAGCAUGUGAGGAGCCAAGGCUUCUAUGAGGAAGUAGUCAACAUGGGAGUUACAAACAAAGUGGCAGAGGAGAAGCAAGCACGGCUUGAACGCAGGUGGAACAAGCUACAAUAGCUAAACAGGGUGACAGUAACACGGGAGAGGCAUAAGGGGAAGGGAGGCUCAGUAUCUAGGCUUCACUGCAGUCAGCGAGCGGGCUCCAAAAAGCGACUUCCACCACUUCACUCCCUACCAAGCAUAAGGGAAAGCGGCAAGAAGCGCAAAGGGUUAAUACAAUCACACGAUACGAAUGGAACGACAAAAAAAUGUCACAAUUCACACAGGACUGUUGUUUGUUUGUGAACGAACUGAGAUGGGGAAAGACAAAUCUUUUCAUCUUUUUGUCGUGUAUUGAUGGGGGAUUACCUAGAUCCACAUGGAAGCUAGCUUAGUGCAUGCAUGUACACUAUGCAAAAUCGCGUGUGCGAACAAGUAAAAUGAAAGCAAACAAUGAGAUAUAUCUUGGUCCG